AUGGAAGACGAUCCUGGGAUGUCGACGGCAGUAGCAGCCAUUCACACGUUGCUAGAGUUCAUGAACCAAAACUCAGGUUUGAAUAACGCAACAUUAGCUUGAUAAUUCCACUUCGUGUCGUUUUUCUUUAAUUGUUUUUGUUUAAGGAUCAGUUUGAAUCUAAACAUAAGGCGUGACUGUCCCCACGAGGUUCCGUAAUCAAAACAAACUUCUCAAUGCAACAAAAAAAGCAACAGUCCUCCCACCCUCCCUUCCCCCAUGUACCGGUUGUUCAAACGUUGGAUACAGGGUUAUCCACUGAAGAAAUCACUAUCCAACAGAUACGUGUUUAGGAAACCAACUAGGUUAUCUCCUGGAUAGAGAUGUACAAAGAAAUUUACAUUAAAAUCCUGCUACUGAGAACCUGGCCCCAGUUGUCCAAAUGUUGGAUAGCGCUACUAUCCAGUGGCUUAGUAUAAGGGAAACCGAUUGCACUGUGCACUGGAUAGAGAUUUAUCCAGUAGAUAGUGCUAUCUACCUUUUGAACAACUGGGGCCUGGAUUUUAAUAUUUAAUAUUUGCAUAAAUAAGCUUGCAUGAAAAUUUAAUCACAGAAGUAAAUACUAGAAAUACAUUAUUUUCUCAAAUUGAACUCACAUAUCUGGAAUGGGGGUCCUAUCAUUUUCUUUCUUUCUUUCCUUUCUUUUUUCUUCUUUGUGUCAUUGUCCUGUUUUAUCCAGACUUAAUAAAGGGUAUGGCAAAGAAUGUUAUAAUUAUUAUUAUCUACAUUCAAGUAUGAACUUGAUUGUACAUAAGUUGGUGGGCAUUAGGAUGUUGGUCAGAAGUUUUCAAGCAAGCGAGUGAUACUGUAAAAUAAAACUGAUAUUGUGGUUGCUUGGUAUUAAGCUCAUAAAAGAAAAUGCCGCUGUUCCAUAGGUUUACUGCAAAAAUAUGCACCAGCAUUGCUGUUAUUUUUUGUUUGUUUAUUUAAUAUUUAUCUAUUCUUUUGUUCAGCUGAGACCCUUUCAGAGCUAAGAGAAAAUCUGAAGGCAGUGAUUGAAGCCUUGUCGAAAGCAGAAGGCUCUGUUACAUCCAUUUCUUCAGGCUGUGAAUUAUUCCUCAGAUUCAUAACUCUUGCCUCACUGGACAACCCAGUAUGUGACACACUACUGUAUAAAGCUGUAUAUGCAAAUAAUAACAUGUUAGUUCACUUGAUCCUAGUAGGGGUAUAGCCAAGAUUUUUCUAAAGGUACAAGCCUUCCUGGUCUCCCAAUGGUUUUCGUGUGUAUAUGUAGCUAUCUAGACUAAAUUUGCAUAAUUUUUUUCUCAUUGAUGAAGUAAGGACAUCACUGCUCUUGGUCGUGGACUAGGCUCUGGAGUAAAAAUAUAGAUAAAAAUAAAGUGCUGAUAAAAGCUGACAAAUACUAACACAUAACAAACAGUAUACUCAGAGAAAUUGAAAAUGAAACAACACAAUCACUGUACAAGAAUUGUUGUAUGGGGCAAAUGGCUGACAAAUAAUUAAUUAGAGCCUGCUUUAAACCCUGAACACUGGUUACUCCUGAUAGCUGAAGGAAGAGCGUUCAGCAGAAGAGACUUUAAGAUGCAACAAUGUGACGGCAACGAGAAUGUCACUUAAAAAGUGAAUUUGUGUUCCUUCAGUCUUAAUUGCAAUUAUACCUACCCACUCACUUUGUCAAAUGUAGGCAAACCCUCCUGAAGCUUAAUUUCAAGGGACUAUAGCCAAGCUCAGAAAGAGAAACAAAAUUUCGUUACUUGUUUACGUUCUCCAUAAAACGCAAAAUUAGGCAUUUUCGCGUCGCAGUCGUGCAAAAACAGGAAAGAAAUGUACAACAAAGGCACGUGCAAAGCUGUUGUUUUGCUUAUUAAACCAAUUUUUUUUUUUGACGUUCUUAUUGCCGUCCAUGUCAUUGGAUCUUAAAGUCCCAAGUAAAGGGCCAACAACAGUGAAUGCUUUGUCUCUAAGAGUCUUGCAUGUAGCUACAUGUAUGCCCCUGCCUAGUACAGCUCUUUAUGAAUUUUUUAUCCAAACUCCCACCAUUUAAACUGUCAUACAGGUAACUUUAUUUUCCAUUGCUUGUCACUAACAUUACUUAACUCUGGUAGUCCAGUUAAUAUGAGAGGGUGUUAACACUGUACAACUAAAGGAAACAAGUUUAUACACAAAAAAUGCCCAAGUGGAAUGAUUAUUGCUGAAGGCAUUGUGCACUGAUAAAAAUCAAUUCAUUGCAAAUGAAAUACUAGACCAUUAUAACACUCUAAUUUUACUUUUUUGCACCACUCAUUAAUUAACCCUGUAACUGCAUUAGAGAUUAUGAUCAAAUUACUCCUUGGAUACAAUACAAUGGAUGAUCACCCACGAUUAAUCCUCGUGAAAUUUAUUUUGACAAUUCUCUCUACUACUUCUAUCAGAACGUACAGUGUAUAAGACGAGAAAAGAGAAUUUGCAUUUAAUAUUUGGGUUUAAAGGUGAAAUAGAUCAGAUCAUCAUCAUCAUCAAUGAAGUUGAAACAAAAAAAAAUAAAAAUAAAAUUAUCUGAGAUAAAAAAUUACAUACAAUAUAUACAUGUCCAUGUACAGAGUGUAACUUCAUGUCAUUUGUUUUAGAUAGCCAGUUUGAUUGUCAGUUUUAAACCAAUCUUCCUUUACAUAACUUUUCCCUAAGCACAGUACAUGUAUUUUUAUAACUGUUGAAAUAAGUGAUGAUGUUCUCUUUAUAGGACUUUCAAGAAUGCAAGAGAGUUCUACUUGAAAGAGGUAAUGCUGGAGAGAGACCAGAUUAAUUUUACAGAAUAGGUGCAUGGAUUGUUCACUCUCUUAGCUCACAUUGCACACACUAAUGAAGUAACACAGAAACAAACUUUUAGAUGCUAUAGUUAAAUUAAGAAAACCGGUACCAACAACAUAUGUCUUGCAAGCCAAUUUCAAAUUUUAAGAAGGGUUUGUUUUGGACGUUUGGCAGCUGUUCAACUGUAUUGUAAUAUUUACAUUGUACUUUGUAAUUGACAGGCCAGUUGUAUCUAAAGAGAGCAGCUUCAGCAAGAAAGAAAAUUGCCAAACUUUGUGAUUCUUUUAUUAAGGAUGGAGCAGUAAGAUUUUGUUUGAAUACUUGUACAAUGUACUUAAAACUUCUUCUAAGAGUUCUUGCCUUUAAUAAUGAAACUUCUAGUUAACUUAUUCUGCAUAGAUGCACUGUUGCUAUUGGGGAGUAGAUGAGACCAGGCUCUUUAGUGGGAUAAAAUUGUGAAUAAUUGACUGGGCAAGUGCCCAGAAGUAGGCAAAGUGAGCAAGGAAUUAAGGAAAGGGAUCUCCCUCGCUGUGCUUGCUUUGCUGGCCAAUUUUUUUUGUACUCCCACUAAAAGGAGCCUGGUCCCAGGUUCAUGGUUGAGUCACUAACUUUUCAUUUUUUUUCUGAGCUGAGAUUGUUGUUGAUUCUAGCCUUUAGAUCUAAUUAUAUUGCUUUCUCUCUUCAAAUCCAAUUCCCAAUAAUAUUAUUUUGAUCAGGGGCAUCUUGAGGAUGAAAAGUUUUUCCGUCAAAAGUAUGUACAUAUGUUACUUGUGAAAAUCCUUCUUUUAUUAUCAUAGUUAUUAUCAUCAUUAUUUUUAUCAUUAUUUUAAGUUAUUAAAAAUAAAUAAUAUUUAAUUUUAAGUUCUGAGCAUUCUUCCCAUUCUUGUAUGUAGUGUCUUGGUGAGAGUAACUUUGUUCUUUGUUUUUAGACAAUUCUGACCCACUCUCGAUCACGAGUUGUAGUGGAAAUUCUUAAAAUGGCCACUGAGCAAAAGAAGCGAUUGAAUGUUUAUAUCACAGAGUCUUCUCCUGACAAAUCAGGGUGAGAUAAUCAUUAAAUUUCUUGGAGAUUGAGGAUUGGGUUUUUUUGGAUUUUACAUGUAAAUAUUUUUGGAUGUUAUACAGUGUAGGCUGGUUUUUGUUUUCAGGUUGAGAAAGAAUUAAUGGUAGAAAAUUGGAUUGUUCAGUGUUUAAUUCUGGUUCAAGGGAUUUUGGGAAGUCUUUCUUCUAGUCAAGGGAUUUUUUUUCAGUUUUGACUUUUGUUCUUAUUUAAUCAUUCCAGUUAGUUUGAAGGGGCUUUCUCCUCGGAAUCACACCUUCUCAUAGAGUGAAAAAAGGAAAAUGUUAUUUGUUUAUUAAUGUAGUUUUUGGAAGUUCAUCUCUGUAAUAGCAAGGUUUAUCAUUGACAUUGUGUUUUCAGUUAUAAGAUGCAGGAUCAGUUAAAGGAGUUUAACAUUCCCUCUACAAUCAUAUUGGACACAGCAGUUGGGUGAGAAACAAUAAUAUUGACAUGCUCUGCUCAGCUAAAUAACCUGUAAAUAAUGACUUUAAAAACGUGCAGCAUUUGAAGGACACCCUGCAAUAAGACAGUACAUCCAUGGUAUUUCGAAUUUACUUCAUUGUUGACAUUUAUUUUCUCAUUUUUAUUUAUUUACUUGUUGGAUUGUUCAUUUUUUUUUAGAUACAUUUACAGUGAAACCCUCUUAAUAAGGACGCUGAGGGGGCCUUAGAUAGUGUCCGUAAUAACGGGGUGUCUGUAUUAACCCUGUAAGUCCCAAUAGUGCCCACAUCAAUUUUCUCCUAACAAUAUCUAUACACUGUCAUGAGAUGAGGUUAUGAGAAUUAAUAAAAUGACCACCUAAGAGAAAAUACUUUGAUCUUUUAUCAAAUUCUCUUAACUAAUUAUUCUUAAAGGAGAUGUAUAGAGAUCAGUUUGGAGAAUUUGUAUGUGGAUAUUGGGGCUUAAAGGGUUAAGCAGGUUAAUUUAGAGAAAACAUAAGGGCUUUCUUUCCUCAGGGACAAAGCAAACUGUCCAUAAUGAUGAGGAACACUAUUCACUGAUUCCUUGAGUAGAGUUUUUUUUUUGAACAAGUGGGGCCAGAUUUAAACUCAAAGAAAAUAUAUGUGCAUUUAGGUUUUUCUCCGGUGUAGACAGUGUUAGCCCACCACCAGCCUAGCAUACAUCAUGAAUGAAUUUUUUCCGCAAGUUUGAAGAAAUUCUUCUCAAAAUCUCUAAUUUCGUUUCAAAGAAAAUGAUCCUUGCAAAUCUAUCAUUCCUUGUCAUUAAAGGAAUGUCAUGUUAACAUGAGAAAACUGCUGACAUUUCGCCAUGUCACCACUGGACCUCUCCAAAUGACGUCUGAGGAACGACUGCAGAAAUUCCAUACUGUUGAUAUCACUACCCAUAUCUGGGUAGUGCCUCUGAUUGAUUGAGACAGAUCUCCCUUUUGGCAUAAAUAACAAGAAUUACCCAGAUCUGAGUAGUGAACAUCAACAGUAUGAAAUUUCUUCAGUUGUUCCUCAGACUUCAUUUCACCAGUGGUGGCAUCACAAAAGGUCGGCUGUUAUCUCAGGCUACAUUAAAAUAAACAAUGCACAAACCUGGUCCUAGCUCUUCAAGAGCUGGACAGGGCAAUCUAUUCGAUAAAUCACUAUCCAGUGGAUAAGUAUUAGGGAAACCAAUUGCACUAUCCACUGUAUUGAGAUUUAUCUGGUUGUUAGCGUUAUCCACCUUUUGAACAACUGGGACCUGGCCCCAGUUGUUCCAAAGCUGGACAGGGCUAUCCAGCGGAUAAAUCACUAGCCAGAAAAUAAGUAUUAGGGAAACCAUUUGCACUAACCGUUGGGUAAAUAUUUGUCCCGUGGAUAACAUUAUCCACUGUUUGGACAACUGUAACCUGUUCACAGACCCUUUAUUUUCUCUUUACGGAUCGUUGAGCGCGCGUAUGAAAAUAAAAACCGCUGGGGAUUUAUUGCCAGUUUGCGCUUGGGGAUUGGGGAGGGGAAAAGAGGAAAUAGUUCUAUUUUUUUCUUUCUCGCGCUCCGCCCUCGUUGUCGCUCUCGCUGCACUCGCGUGCGCGUCGAUUUUCAAAAAUAAAUAGAAAGCAACGUCUGUGUACCGGCUAGAACAACUGCAGCGUAUUGUGUAUUUAUGAAUAUUGAUUUAAAUUUCAGUUACAUGAUGGAGAAGGUUGAUUUGGUGCUGGUUGGUGCGGAGGGAGUGGUAGAGAGUGGUGGGAUCAUUAACAAAGUGAGUCAGGUUUGACCCCGAAUAUCUUUAGUGUGUCGAGUGUGAUCAUUACUGUAAAGUCAAAUUCUGUAUUAAUUUGAGGAUAUCCGUAUUAAGAGACCAACCUCUAUCAUGUACAUGUACCAUGCCUUGCAGCUGGCCCACAUAAUUAAUCGCGUAAAGCACUGGUAUCUACAUCUACCUUAGUGCCACAGUAAGACCAGAGUAGGAUGCGUUGUGACGAACGCGAGUACCUUAUUACCCAAAAUGCUAAAGAAAUAAAACAGGAAAUUAGUAUCAUCAAAUUAAAUAUCUUUUUCCUUCAAUAAGCCUUCAUUUCGCUGAUUAUGUCACCUCAUACAUAGCUUAAUGUUUGCAUUAGUCGUUUGAUGCUAAAAUAGUCUGAAAUUGACGUCUACAAUUUAUCCAAUCCGUUGAAAUAUAGCCCGGACGUGCUGUCACCUGAAGGAUUUUUUUUUUACCUUCAAAAGGGCUCAAGCAAAUUACAGCACGCAUCUGACAAUGAAGUGUCCGCUUUAGCGAGGUAGACUUUCUAUGAUAAUCUGUUGAUUGGGCAGGAAACAAGUGUCCGUUGCCCGUAAUAACGUUUGUCGGUAUUAAGCGGGUUGAAUCUAGAGAAAAUGUAAGGACUUUCUCCAGGGACAAGAAAAGCUGAACAUCGUGAACUUUAAGGGAGGAUUUUGUGAUAGAGGGGGCCUAGAGAUAUAGUAUACAGUGGCAAUAUGGGCGCGAUAGCGCCCAUCAGGACUGCAAACGGCGCACAGCUAUUUAAGGCUAACAGGUAGUGCCAAUCUCGACAGUGUCCUUAAAGAGAUUUGAUUGUAAUUCCAAAUAUCCCCCAUACUUGGAGUGAAAGUUCAACAAUUCCGGGUUAAUCGCUAAAGCGCUGCAUGUAAAGACGAUAACCAGCCAUGGGGUUAAACGUACCUUAAUUAAGCGGCAUUUAAACAUUAUUUUGAACAUUUGCUUGCUGAGUGGGGUAUUUGUUGUGUUUUUCCUUAGAUUGGAACUUACCAGAUGGCUGUUAUGGCCAAGGUUGUAAAUAAACCUUUUUAUGUGGUGGCGGAAAGUUUUAAGUUUGUUCGCCUCUACCCACUAAACCAAGAAGAUGUGCCAAAUAGAUUCAAGGUGAGCUAG
This is a messenger RNA of Porites evermanni, 7174 nucleotides long. Lineage: Eukaryota; Metazoa; Cnidaria; Anthozoa; Scleractinia; Poritidae. The record is from the annotation of a GenBank genome assembly.